Octodon degus (degu) is the source of this 3590-nucleotide messenger RNA. It is a transcript of the gene Ficd, whose product is annotated as FIC domain containing. Gene Ontology annotation, molecular function: protein binding. Bases 593 to 1969 code for a protein of 458 amino acids. The transcript has 3 exons. The record is from RefSeq and is a predicted model, not a curated record. NCBI's taxonomy places the organism in Eukaryota, Metazoa, Chordata, Mammalia, Rodentia, Octodontidae.
CGGCUCCGGGAAGGAGGCGGGAAGGCCCGGCAUCUGCGCGGUGAGGAGGGGCGAGCCUGAGGGGCUCUGGGAGGUGCGGCGGGAGUUAGAGACCUGAGCGGGGUUCGCAAAAAGCCGGUUCUUUCAGACCUUAGGGCAGACCUUUGGGCUGUCAGCGCCUCAGUUUACCCCUUUCUGCGGAAGUGAAGGCCAAGAGUUUGGCGCCUUACGGAGUGCACAACCCCCUGGCCCUGGCGAAGCCCUUGCCCUUACAGCUGCUCGAGCAUCCCCGAGGCCACCUGUACCCCAAUUCGAAUGACCUACGGCCACCGGACGGGCUCGCCCACGAAGCUUUGAGCCCUGUCAUCACUCAGGCGUUUCGGGACCAGAGCAGGUGCACAGAACAACUUAGCAGUUAUCAAGACUGAGAUUUAGACCUGGGGCUCUGGUUUCAGAUUUCUGGGUUUCAUUCUGCUUUUGUUUACCGGCUGUGAGACCUUCUGGAAUUUACCUUGCCCUGCCAUUGCCUCGGUUUCCCUCAUCUGCAAAACAACUGUCCUGCUCUUUCUCGGCUAACUGUGGACAUGUGUACAGGGCCCAGCCCUGAGUCCAGAUGAUGCUUGUACCAGUGGCUUCCGUGAUGGCCGUGGCUGAGCCAAAAUGGGUCUCAGUGUGGAGCCGUUUCUUGUGGCUGAUGCUGCUGACCAUGGCGCUGGGGUCGCUGCUGGCCCUGCUCCUGCCACUGGGAGCCAUGGAGGAGCAGUGUUUGGCCCUAUUCAAAGGCUUCUACCUGCUCAGGAGCAAAUUAGACAGGGCACAGCAUGCUGUCCCCAAGCGCACCAGCCCCUCCACUGAGCUCAGUGUCACCUCCAGCGACGCGGACCUGCUGGUGAUCAGGACCAAGGCAUCCCCAGCAGGCAAGCUGGAAGCCAGAGCAGCUUUGAACCAAGCCCUGGAAAUGAAGCGCCAGGGCAAGCGGGAGAAAGCCCACAAGCUCUUCCUAUACGCGCUCAAGAUGGACCCAGACUACGUGGAUGCCCUCAAUGAGUUUGGCAUUUUCUCAGAAGAAGACAAGGACAUCAUCCAAGCAGAUUACCUGUACACCAGGGCACUGACCAUCUCACCCUUCCAUGAGAAAGCACUGGUCAACCGGGACCGGACGCUGCCGCUUGUGGAGGAGAUCGACCAGAGGUACUUUAGCAUCAUUGACAGCAAGGUGAGGAAGGUAAUGGCCAUCCCCAAGGGGAACUCAGCACUGCGCAGGGUCAUGGAGGAGACGUACUACCACCACAUCUACCACACGGUCGCCAUCGAGGGCAACACCCUCACGCUGUCCGAGAUCAGGCAUAUCCUGGAGACACGCUAUGCCGUGCCGGGGAAGAGCCUGGAGGAGCAGAACGAGGUUAUUGGCAUGCAUGCAGCCAUGAAGUACGUCAAUACCACCCUGGUCUCACGCAUUGGUUCUGUCACCAUUGGUGAUGUGCUAGAGAUCCACAGGCGGGUGCUGGGCUACGUGGAUCCAGUGGAAGCAGGGAGGUUUCGCAUGACCCAGGUCCUGGUAGGACACCAUGUCCCUCCCCAUCCCCGGGACGUAGAGAAGCAGAUGCAGGAGUUCAUACAGUGGCUCAACUCCGAGGACGCCAUGAACCUGCACCCGGUGGAGUUUGCAGCCUUAGCACAUUACAAACUUGUCUACAUCCACCCUUUCAUCGAUGGCAACGGAAGGACCUCACGCCUGCUCAUGAACCUCAUCCUGAUGCAGGCAGGCUACCCGCCCAUCACCAUCCGCAAGGAGCAGAGAGCUGAGUAUUACCACGUGCUCGAGGUCGCCAAUGAGGGCGACGUGAGGCCUUUCAUCCGCUUCAUUGCCAAGUGCACCGAGACCACCCUGGACACCUUGCUUUUUGCCACGACUGAGUACUCGGUGGCACUGCCGGAAGCCAAACCCAACCAUUCUGGCUUCAAGGAGACGCUUCCUGUGAAGCCCUAGCCCUGUCCAUGCUGUCUGCAACAAGAGAAGCCAGGGAUGGGAUCAAAGAAACUUAGCAAUUCUACAAACCUAAUCAGCUCCAAAAGUGAAAGGAAACCUUUACACAUUACCUCCAAUUUUUCAGUUUAAAAAAAAAAAAAAAAAAGCUAAGUUAUUAAGGCUUGUAUCUAAGAUAACUUAUAAUUCAGCAAAGUUAUUUAUUUUUUUUUUAGCAAGCAAUGUAGUGAGCCUGCUGUCGCAGUGCUGGUGGCUGCUGUGGCAGCCCCACAUGCUUUAGGGGCACCUGUGCUUCUAUAGGACCGGAACCAAGGUUCUGGAGAAUUUGCACUACAGUCAGGGAGAGAAGCCAGAGCAGUGGGACGAGGCCCAGAGCCACCGGAAGAUUAACUGCGUAUCUUGCACCGCACUGGGAAGUCCACUCCUGGGAAGAACCUGUCCCAGUCCUGAGAAAUGACUGCAAGCCGCCCUCUCGGGUCUUUGGAACCCUUCCACUGAAUUAGGGUGGUGGCUUUUACUGGUAGAGCCACUUCUAAGCUUUGAUGUGAAUGUUGACAUUUCUAGUUAGAUAGCUUGUUUCCAGGCGACCCUUUGAGCCAUUCCUUGCCGAUAUCAGGCCCAAGGCUGUUUUUUCUUGAGACUGUUUUUCUAAUUAAGGAGAGGAAGGCUGCCACAUGGAUGUCGUUUGUGGCAGUGUUGCCCUUGCACUUCAUAUGCAGCAGUGCAGACCAGACGUUUUCAUCUAGGACAGAGACGGUGAACUUUUCAGGGCUUUCAGCGUCACCCAACAGCUGCACCAUGCUGUGAAGCUUGCCUGCCCUCAGCUCCCACUAGGCAGCUGAGAACAAUGCCACUUCACCCCAAAGCAGCAUUUCCGCUAACAAAUUAGAACCAAGGACACCUCUGACCACAGCUGGCAUGUCCCUGUACUUAUUCGGUGGCCUCCCCUCACUGCCCCUGCACCGCCUCAUACCACUUCGUGCUGUCCAGUCCCCUGCGGAGGCGAGACUGUCUCAGAGUGGCCUUAUUUUUCUAGUAACCUGUAGAAUGACCAAUGUCAUAUAGAAUACAGCCAGGUUUCUGAGCUGUCAUCUUAAGGAAAUAGGAUCUUUCAAUCAUAUAUGGCACAAGGGCCAGUGCAAAUGCUGCUAUUUAGUAUCAGAAAGGCUGGAAAUCGCUAGCUCCCUUUCCAGGGACAGAGGCUGCAGUGUUAACUCUGUUCCGCCCCUAGGGGAUGUGUGAAUGACGGUGACCAAAGUGGUGUCACAUCUUUUCACUUUUGCAUACAGUUCCUGAUGGUCAUGAAGUCUACUCAGAUGUGUUUAUACAGUUAUUUAUUUGUGUGGCAAAUUCAGAGUCGCUUUCUGAAAGGGUUAAGAAAAAUAAAAGAUGUAUGGAACAGCUCCAAAUAAUACUCAAACCUGGAUUUUAAAAAACAUUCACAGUAGAUGCUGCUGUGAGGCAUUUCUGAAACCUGGGCCCUCUUGUUGUUCUGGUUCUAUAAGCAGAGCAAGGAGGGCCGACGGGAGUGCUCACUUUGUCCUUUAGUGACAAAAUCUGCACUUCAGCUGUAGGUAAAGGAUAUUACUUUAACAAAUUACUGACUCUAAAAUAAAGUAUGUUA